AUAUUGUCUGUUUUUUUAGUUUCUUUUAGUAGUGGCUUAGCAUUGCAGGAAGGAACUGGUAAGAUUUGGUGGUCUAAUAUAAAUGUUUUGAUAACCCACCCCUGUAGCAGCGCUCUGUGACAGAUGUAGACUAACCCAGUGUAAGUUUUGCAGCUACAGCAAAUUGUGACCAUCACCAAUCAUGGCAUACGAUGGGAGCUUCAGUGCUGACAUUUGUGAAAAGGAUUCUGACUAUGAAAACCUUGCAGAAAGCGGACCAAGUCAGGACUCUUUCAGACUUUUCAAAGAACCAACAUUCAAUGCCCAGGGGUGUUCUAAAGCCAUACUGAUGGGAAGGGUUGUAGAACGUUCAGACACAUCUGACAGCGAGUCAACAAACAGCAGUGAAGGAAGCAAAGAGCCAUUUAACAGAAAGCUGAAAAGCUCUUCGCAAGGAACAAAAUGUUCAGCUGCUACAAGGAGGGUGCUCUCCAGUCACUCAACUGGGUCGCAUAGUUCUGCCGGCAUGUCCAUGCGAGUCAGACGAACACCUGCGGCACAACAGCCUCAGACCUCAUCUCGCGACUCUGUUCACAUCCCCAACAUUGAUGGCAUCAUCCUUCCAGAGCUGAAAGAAAUCAGUACUGAAGACAGACCAGAUUAUUUGGUUGGUUUAGGCUUGGGGUGCAUUGAAAGGAGCAAGGAGGAGUUGGCAUCAGAUCUGCGAGGCCUCUCUGUGAGUGAAGGCAUGCGUAAGCUACGAGCUAUGCCGCUCAGCCUUGUGGACAAGAUGGAAAUCAGGAGACGUUGUUUUAGCCCUUCAGCUGUGAAUUCACUCAACAGGAAUUUCCCCUGCUUUAAUCUCCCACCGGUGUACAUUUCAAGGAUGUGGCGCCACUCCACAUUCAAUGCCCUUCCCUUUCUCAGCACCCUGAAGUUGUGGCACUCGUCCAUGAAGAAGCUAAGUGGACGUUAUGGGACUGGAGUUCUUUCCUACUUCCUUUUUCUCCGAACCCUCCUGUUCAUCAACCUGCUUCUCUUCAUUAUCACCUGCUUGUUUCUGGUCAUUCCUCAAGCCAUUCACCCUCCUCCAACUGACCCUCGUGUCAACUCCGUCACCGCCAUUGAGCUUCUCACAGGCAUGGGUUACCUUUCUCAGAGUUUGAUGUUUUACGGCUACUACUCAAACGUCACGAUUGAAACUAAUCAGAUGUCCAGCCACAUUGCAGUUACACAUAUGGUGCCUUACUGUAUACCCACAGCCUAUUUCCUCACUAUCACAAUUUCCUUCUUUAUUACGUGCAUCAUUCUGGUUUACAGCAUGUCCAAGUCCUUCGGGAAAAGUUUUCAGGUGUUGAAGUCCAACAGAAAUCUAUCAGAAAACAUUUUCUGCUCAUGGGACUUUAAAGUCAGCAAGAAGCCAUCCAUAAGACUUCAGCACGAGAAAAUCAGCACUCAGCUCAAAGAGCAACUUUCUGAGCUGACCAGCAGAGAAGAAGAAAUGAGUCUCAUGCAGCGGUUCGGGAACCUCAUCGUUCAUGUGUUGGCAUGGGUCACUUGUCUAGCCAGCAUCCUCCUCAGUGCUGCGGGUGUCUACUUUCUAUCGGAGCACACCAUCAGUUCAGAGUUCAAGAAUCUGGACCCGUUGUUCAAGUCUGCAGUGGUGUCUGGUUUCAACCUAUUGCUGCCUGGCAUCUUCAACUUGUGUUCAUGGUUCGAGAAGCACAGCUCACCCAGCACACGUGUGUAUGUCUCCAUCUUCAGGAAUCUGCUUCUGAAGAUCAGCCUGAUUGGUGUGCUGUGUUAUCACUGGCUUGGAAAAAUUGCUGUGAAACAAGACCACCAAGUUUUAGAGUGUUGGGAGAAUUUUGUGGGGCAGGAACUUUAUCGCCUGCUCUUGAUGGACUUCAUUUUCACAGUGCUUUACAUGUUUCUAGGGGAGUUUAUAUGGAGGCUUUUUUCCAAAAAAGUUUUAAAGAAGAACAGAAAGCCUGUGUUUGACAUUGCUCGUAAUGUGCUGGAACUCAUAUAUGGACAAACUCUUACUUGGCUCGGGGUUCUGUUCUCUCCUCUUCUCCCUGGUGUCCAAAUCGCAAAACUGUUCGUGCUGUUUUACAUGAAGAAGUGUACUCUGAAGCACAACUGUCAGGCAUCUAAAAAGCCCUGGAGGGCCACUCAGAUGACAACACUAUUUAUUACUCUGUUGUGGUUCCCCUCAUUUCUUGGCGCUGCCGUUUCUGUCGUGUAUACAGUUUGGAUGAUUAAACCUUCAUCAGGAUGUGGUCCUUUCAGGAAUCUAACCAGUAUGUUUGAGUCUGGGAAGUUGUGGGCUGAGAGGAUGAAGGACUCUCACAAGAUUCUGUCUUGGCUCAUUCGAGCAUACAACACUGUCAUAGAUAAUCCACUGUUCUUGUUCCUGCCCACUUGUGUUUUUCUACUGGUGGUGUAUUUCCAUGCUCAGAUAGUUGAUGGCCAAAGGAAAAUCAUCAGACGGUUUGAAAAGCAAAUUGAAAAUGAAGUUAAAGACAAAAAGUUCCUCAUCACCCAACUGCAACAUUGGAAUGAGGAAAAUAAACCAGAUUCCACUUAGAGAUAAGAGGAAGAUGAUAUCAUCCCAUUCUCUGGAAUGCUGGGUGUUAAAGUGUAUCUCAUCAGUGCUAAGAUGUCCGUGACACUGAAAACAUCACUCAUAAAUGUUAUAGCAAACAUAAGAAUAAUAAAUGGCCACAAACUUUGCAAAGUUCAAAUAUACUUUGUGAUCUUUGAUUAAAAUACUCAAUUAAGCUUACUACUUAGAGUUUAUAGAUGGUAUUCAAUAAUAUUUUGUAUGUGAAAAUAAAAUAAUUGGACCACA
Girardinichthys multiradiatus is the source of this 2833-nucleotide messenger RNA. Its product is annotated as transmembrane channel-like protein 6. NCBI's taxonomy places the organism in Eukaryota, Metazoa, Chordata, Actinopteri, Cyprinodontiformes, Goodeidae. Gene Ontology annotation, molecular function: mechanosensitive monoatomic ion channel activity. Bases 182 to 2569 code for a protein of 795 amino acids. Gene Ontology annotation, cellular component: plasma membrane. The transcript has 20 exons. The record is from RefSeq and is a predicted model, not a curated record.